CCGACUACUUGUUUUUCUGUUUGUUCAGAGAUGAUCAGGUACCCAGACACUUCAGCAUUGAUGUCUUCCCAUCUCAGUGGCAUUUCUGGUGCCCACCUCAGGAAUCUCCUUGGCCAACCUUGAAACACUUGGAAGUUAAACAGAAUCCACUGCAUAGAUUCUUCUUGAAAAUUUUCAUCAUAAAUGUUCAGAACUUUCUGAAUAAGCAUAAGGACUUGAAGGUGCUCACAAGCAGGAGACAAGCCAAAAGGGCAGGCAGGAGGUGCGAAGGUGCGAGAGGCCAUAGACUAUCCACCAGCCAGGUCAUCAUCGCUGGAACAAUCAGGAAGUGUCUGAAUGUAGACUACAGAUGCCCAUAUUGGCCAACCUCUUCGUAGCACACAGCACAGAAUCUAGCACUCUGCAGAAGUCCUGAAGGUUGAUGGAGGGCCAUGCUAUUCAAACAGCAGGCAUGGCUGAGACAGAAGCUCCUGGUGCUGGGAAGCCUUGCUAUUGGGAGCCUCCUGUAUCUAGUCGCCAGAGUUGGGAGCUUGGAUAGGCUACAACCCAUUUGCCCCAUUGAAGGCCGAUUCGGAGCCCGCAGUCAGGCCGAAUUCCCACUUCGAGCCCUGCAGUUUAAGCGUGGCCUGCUGCAUGAGUUCCGGAAGGGCAACACAUCCAAGGAGCAGGGUCGCCUUCGUGACCUGGUUCAACAGCUCCCCAAGGCCAUCAUCAUUGGUGUGAGGAAAGGAGGCACAAGAGCUCUGCUUGAGAUGCUGAACCUCCAUCCAGCAGUGGUCAAAGCCUCUCAAGAAAUCCACUUUUUUGACAACGAUGAGAAUUAUGCCAAGGGCACUGAGUGGUAUAGGAAAAAGAUGCCCUUUUCCUACCCUCGGCAAAUCACAAUUGAAAAGAGCCCAGCGUAUUUCAUCACGGAGGAGGUUCCAGAAAGGAUUUACAAAAUGAACUCAUCCGUCAAGCUGUUGAUCAUUGUCAGGGAGCCCACCACACGAGCUAUUUCUGAUUACACUCAGGUGCUAGAGGGAAAGGAGAGGAAGAAUAAAACUUACUAUAAGUUUGAGAAGCUGGCAAUAGACCCUAAUACCUGUGAAGUGAACACAAAAUACAAAGCAGUAAGAACCAGUAUCUACACCAAACAUCUGGAGAGAUGGUUAAAGUACUUUCCGAUUGAACAAUUUCACAUUGUCGAUGGAGAUCGCCUCAUCACGGAACCUCUGCCAGAACUUCAGCUCGUGGAGAAGUUCUUAAAUCUUCCCCCAAGGAUAAGUCAAUACAAUUUAUAUUUCAAUGCUACCAGAGGGUUUUACUGCUUGCGAUUUAACAUUAUCUUUAAUAAGUGCCUGGCAGGCAGCAAGGGGCGCAUUCAUCCAGAGGUGGACCCCUCUGUCAUUACCAAAUUGCGCAAAUUCUUUCACCCUUUUAAUCAAAAAUUUUACCAGAUCACUGGGAGGACAUUGAACUGGCCCUAAAAUAGUAAGUCAUACAACACUAUGUGUUGUGCCCGGAGACGAGCACUGUCUCUUCAAGAUUAAAAUAUGCACUUUUCCUAGACACAACUAUCCAGUUCAUUUUUCCAUCUAUACUUGCACAUAUGCAGUGUGUGACCAAAUAUAAGAUCAGUUCUUUUUCUAUUGAAAAUUUACAAAAUACAAUUUGCUGUCUGCAUAGUUGCAUCUUUUAAGCUAUUUACAAAAAGAAGAGGUGGUGGUUUGGGGGAAAAGUGACUUCAGCUAUUCUAAAAGAGUUAGUCUACCUUUGAGUCAGAAUUUGUCACCUACCAUUUUCAUAGAUUUAAGCCAAAAGAUUUAUGUGUGAAAACAUACCAAUGGCUGUGAGGCUUCAGGAAGUAAAGGAUUCAGUAUGCAUUCUUUUCUAAGGGCAAGCUGGCUCUUCAAUUCAGAUGCUGAAUUGGUGUCAUGAAAACAGAAAAUACUAUUUUCUUAUUAUUUAAGAGAAUAUGUUAUCUCAUAAAACUGACACUGUUCCAAAGUUCCUGUUGUGAUUUUGCACUAUCGUUUUCUCACAUGGACCGUGGUGUCCCUGGUAGCAUGUCAAUCACAUUAGGAAGUCGUCCUUUUACUUCCAUGUUCUGUGUCAACAAAGAGAAUGUCGUGUACAUAAUGUAUAUUGUUGUAAAUACUGGUUUCACACUAAGUAAUUCUAUUUUGUAAACUGAAUAUGGCUAUUUAAUUUAUUGUGAAAAUUAAAUUUAUUGUGGUAUUUAAAAAUGGAAUGGAUUAAAAUUACUCUAUGUGCAACAUUUUUUUUUUUACCCAUUUUAUUUUACAUGCCCCCAAAAUCAAAGCUGUUGUGCACAUGAGAGCACUUGGAAAUAUGUGAUUCUCUGUUGGAUUUCUGUACCCUUGUGAAAAUGUAUUUAUGAAGUGGGGUUGAGUCUAUUGCAAAAAAAUCUCAACCAUCUGGAAACCUAGCGUAAUAGCCACCUCAAAGACAGCCACCUAGAGGUGCUCUGUUACAGCUGUGUAACAGUUAAUUUAUUUGUAGUUGCUGCUGUGCUGGGAGAGAGACAAAAAUACCUUCACAUAAUUAAGGCAUAGAAGAAUCACUAUAUUAUUUGAACUUCUAAUCAGAGUCAAAUCAGUAGAGAAAUUAAAUAAAAUAAGAUCAGAAAAUUUGUGUGGCCUUGGUACUGAAAGCUGCAGAUGCUUCAAAAAUGAAUACAAACUCUCAGAACUCCCUAAGAUGAAAAAUAUAUCAUUCUGCUCAUAAAUGAUCAAAUUGCACAGUGUUGUUAUUACUAACAUACAUAUAUGGCUCUUAGUUCCUCCAGAGAAAUUAAUCCUAAAUUGGGUGCUUACUAAUAUUAGAUACAGUCUGUACCAUGCUUAAAUAUAAUUCUGAAAACUGUAGAAAGAGGUAUCAAGAAAAAAAAGGUGAUGGAUUUUUCACAAUCAUGGCUGCUUAUCCAAUAGAAGAUGGUUGAGGGAGUUUAACAUCAUACUGAGAGUGCCUAGAGAAAUCAGCAAAUUACAAUGACUGUAAUAAGUGUUGAUUUUCCUCAUGAAUUGUUUAUCCUGUCCAGUGAUUUGAUGGUGAACUUUUCAAAUAAAUAGCCCUUUUCCCUCCAGUGUUGGUAUAUAUAUUGCUUCUCAAGGUUCAGCCUGGGUAAUCACCUCUACAGUUUCAAUUAGCAGUGAUGCUGUUCUCUCACAGUGGAACAGGCAUGAUGCCAGCACGCGCUGACAGGCCUGCCUUCUUGCUUACUGUGCAGUGGAUCUAGAGUGAGAGUUUCCAGUCUGAAUGUCAAUCCCUUCUCCCUUAAACCAUGAUGAAAUUAAAAUACAGAAUCUGGCAUCAGUUAUACCUCAUUAGAACAUUGAUAUUUCAAAACUUUGACCUAGGUUUUUCACCAGUAAAGUUGAAAGAUGGCAAUCUUUUCCUAGACUUACAGACAAACGUUUAAAAAUGAAUAGAAAUUUCUCAGUGAUUUUUAAUAGCUUAUUUUCUUUAUUACAUGGUUAAUACAUGUUCAUAGCUAAUAAAUGAGAAAAUACAAAUAGCAAGAAUAAAGAGUAAAUUAAAAUAGUCAUAAUCUGCCUACUCGGGGAAAACCACUGUCACUGUUUCAGUGUACAUCCUCCAGAUCCAAGGCCAGCAAACAUUUUCUGUGAAGGACUAGACAGUAAAUAUUGUAGGCUUUGUAGGUAAAGAUAUUAAACUGAGGAUUUUAUGUAGACACUUGACAACAAGAGAGAAUACAAAUUACCAUAAAACUCUUACUGACCAUGUCCAAAAUAUAGAACAACAACAAUAAUAAUAACUGAGUACAAUUUUUUUGUAACAGAGGCCUACUAAUGGUAAGGAUGGAACUCUUUUUUGGGAGAGGCUAAUAUUUUAAUAGCUUAAUUGGAGCUCAAAGUUAGUGUUUUCACUAGCAUUCGUCAAAAUCUAUUGCAAAUGUUCAGCUUCAAUUAAUACUGAUCUGUAAUGAAAUUUCAUGUAUUCAUCUUUUCACACAGCCAGGUACUUCCAAAUACUGAUAUCAAUCCACAAGCCUACAAUUUUAAUUGAGCAUAUUCAUUGUUUGGAACAUAGUUUCAAAAUUCUAUUUAGAUUCUCUUCCUAUUUGCCUUUUAAGCAUGGCAUUAAAAUGCAGAUUAGUCACUUCCAAUUGAAGAUCACGUGGAAGCUCCUCAAUUAAAAUUAAAUAGAUUUUGAAACAUGGUAAUUUCCUUUAUACUUGCAUGGAGGUUCAAAAAUGUUGUUGGAACUAUACUUUAAGCUCUGAAAAUAUAUCCACUAAAAUUAGUGUGGGAAUGGAGAUCUAACUUCUCAUUUUAACUUUUGAAAGCAAAGUGUAAAGCAGCCUGGGAUUACUUGUGAUUCAAGCAAUGUUAGUUACCAUUAAAAGGAUAUAAGUUUGCCUGUAAACACUGUUUUGGCUUUUAAUUUUAGAUUGAAUUCAUUAAGAAGCAUAUCAAGUCUGCAGUAGAAGUUAAUUUUCAAAACCAUUGUUCAAUAUUAAUGAUUGCUUAAUAAAUUCAUAAACAAAAACAAUAAAUGUAAGUUAUUAUUCAGAAAAAUUUCAGUCUCAAGCCCAACUUCAAACAUUGCAAUAAAACCUCACUACUGCUAAGCCUCAGAACUGUGGGGUAGUAAUGAA
Messenger RNA from Manis javanica (Malayan pangolin), 4624 nucleotides. RefSeq names its product heparan sulfate-glucosamine 3-sulfotransferase 5 (gene HS3ST5). NCBI's taxonomy places the organism in Eukaryota, Metazoa, Chordata, Mammalia, Pholidota, Manidae. The record is from RefSeq and is a predicted model, not a curated record. Gene Ontology annotation, molecular function: [heparan sulfate]-glucosamine 3-sulfotransferase activity.